Molecule: messenger RNA, 2933 nt
Organism: Mercurialis annua (annual mercury)
Lineage: Eukaryota; Viridiplantae; Streptophyta; Magnoliopsida; Malpighiales; Euphorbiaceae
Product: DEAD-box ATP-dependent RNA helicase 24
Exons: 5
Coding region: 232-2673 (813 amino acids)
Molecular function (GO): ATP binding; RNA binding; RNA helicase activity
Source: RefSeq, a predicted model, not a curated record
CCCAAAUAUCGAAUGGGUCGGGGCAAACCGAAACAAAGAAUUACAGACAGUACCCUAUCGCAUCAUUUACCUUCUCCGUCUCUGUAAUGAAUAAGAACUCGGCCAGCUCUAUCAACAAAAAUCCAAGCUAAAACCACUCACUGAAAAAACUCUAAUUAGGGUUUUAAAUAUUUAUCAAUUUAAUAAUUGAAUUCAAUUUUCACGUAAAUUCUCAUACCGGACCGAUCAGCAAUGUCAAAGCGGAAGUUCGGAUUCGAAGGAUUCGGAAUAAACCGGCAAAAAACCUACAACUUCGAGCAAUCUCAGCCGCCACAGCGCCUCUACGUACCUCCGUCAACGCGCCAUGGCCACGACAACUACGAAGACACAGACCUCGACAAUAUAGAUUACGACGAGAAUGAGAACGCUAAGGAAACCAACGGAGCGGAAGAAAUUGACGAAGUUGACCCUCUCGAUGCGUUUAUGGAGAGUAUACAGGAGGAGAUGAAGGCGGCGCCGCCUCCUAAGGCGAAGGAGAAGGCGGAUAAGUAUAGAGACGAUGUUGAGGAUGAUGAUGAUCCGAUGGUGAGUUUUUUAAGGUCGAAGAAGGAUGUAGGGUUAACGUUGGCGGCGGAUGCGUUGCGUGCUGGUUAUGAUUCUGAUGAGGAGGUUUAUGCGGCCGCGAAAGCUGUGGAUGCUGGAAUGCUGGAGUAUGAUUCAGAUGAUAAUCCUAUUGUUAUUGAUAGGAAGAAGAUUGAGCCGAUUCCGGCUCUUGAUCAUAGUUUGAUUGAUUAUGAACCGUUUAAUAAGGAUUUUUAUGAGGAGAAACCCUCAAUUUCAGGGAUGAGUGAGGAGGAUGUUGCUGAAUACCGCAAGAGUUUAGCUAUCCGUGUUUCAGGUUUUGAUGUACCUCGGCCAAUUAAGACGUUUGAAGACUGUAGUUUUUCAACACAACUGACGAAUGCUAUUGCGAAACAAGGCUAUGAAAAACCUACUUCAAUACAGUGUCAAGCGUUGCCUAUCGUGCUUUCUGGGAGAGAUAUUAUUGGUAUAGCAAAAACUGGUUCUGGUAAGACUGCUGCGUUUGUUCUUCCUAUGAUUGUGCAUAUUAUGGAUCAGCCUGAACUUCAGAAAGAAGAGGGUCCAAUUGGGGUAAUUUGUGCACCCACUAGGGAGUUAGCCCAUCAAAUAUAUUUGGAAGCAAAGAAGUUUUCUAAAUCACAAGGGAUACGUGUUUCUGCUGUGUAUGGUGGCAUGUCUAAGCUGGAACAGGUUAAAGAACUCAAGGCAGGUUGCGAUAUUGUUGUUGCUACUCCUGGGAGAUUAAUAGACAUGUUAAAGAUGAAGGCCCUAAAUAUGUCGAAGGCAACUUAUUUGGUACUGGACGAGGCUGAUCGAAUGUUUGACUUAGGAUUUGAGCCACAAAUAAAAUCCAUUGUUGGUCAGAUCAGGCCUGAUCGCCAGACCUUACUCUUUUCAGCUACAAUGCCCCGAAAGGUUGAAAAGUUAGCUAGGGAGAUCCUUACUGAGCCCAUAAGAGUUACAGUAGGGGAGGUGGGAAUGGCCAAUGAAGAUAUAACUCAAGUUGUUGAAGUGAUUCCUUCUGAUGCAGAGAAAUUGCCCUGGCUUCUUGAGAAGCUUCCUGGUAUGAUUGAUAACGGCGACGUUCUUGUUUUUGCUUCUAAAAAAGCUACAGUUGACGAAGUUGAAUCGCAACUAGCUCAGAAGGGAUUCAAAGUUGCAGCUCUUCAUGGUGAUAAAGAUCAGUCUUCACGAAUGGAGAUUUUGCAAAAAUUUAAAUCUGGCGUAUAUCAUGUUCUUAUUGCAACUGAUGUUGCUGCUCGGGGACUUGACAUCAAGUCACUGAAGUCAGUUGUGAAUUAUGAUAUUGCUAAAGACAUGGACAUGCAUGUGCAUCGUAUUGGUCGAACUGGUCGUGCUGGUGACAAAGAUGGGACUGCAUACACUCUUAUUACUCAGAAAGAAGCCCGGUUUGCUGCUGAACUGGUUAACAACCUGAUUGCUGCAGGUCAGAAUGUCUCCGCGGAACUUAUGGAUCUUGCUAUGAAGGAUGGGAGGUUCAGGUCUAAACGUGAUGCAAGAAAAGGAGGUGGGAAAAAGGGUAAAGGAAGGGCUGGAAAUGGGCGAGGUGUCCGUGGAGUGGAUUUUGGUCUUGGUAUUGGCUAUAACCCAGAAUCGAAUAGUACUCCAUCUCAGGCUGUUCCAAGUCGAGCUACUCCAGUUAACUCGGCAAAGAAAGGGAUGAUGGCGCAAUUUAAGAAUAGUUUUGUUGCUGCAACAUCAAACACUCAAGGUUCGACUGCUUAUGCCAAUAAGAGACCAGCAUUAUCCGGAUUUGUCUCAGGUGGCUCUAUUGGUGGAGACAUGAGGGGAACUCAGAUAACCAGCUCCCUAUCUGGUUUCGUCUCUGGUGGUUCAAUCGGUGGGGAUGCAAAUAGAACUCAGACAACCAGCUCACUACCUGGUUUUGUUUCCGGUGGUUCAGUCGGUGGAGAUGCAAAUAGAACACGGACAACCAGCUCGCUUUCUGGUUUUGUCUCCGGUGGUUCAAUUGGUGGAUUUGCGAACAAUACUCAAACCAAUCAGAACUCUAGAGUAAAUCCUAAUCAGAACACAGAAAGUUCUAGCGAGAAGGGUAGAGAAAGACGGAGGCGAUCUGGUUGGGAUCAGUGAUUUCCCUACACCAUGGAUGAGAGCUAUUCCUAGCAUGAGGUGUAUGAUUAUUAAUGCUUUAUGAGUUUGAUCACUUGCUUCUUCUGUAACUGUAAUUGUGUAUAAUUUCUGAUUUUUAUCAGUUCUUAGAAAAGUUAUAUAUAUUAUUAUGUGAAAUUUAGAUGCUUUGUUAGAAUUCCUUUGGUAGAUAGUCAUACAAUCAGUUUGUAAAUUAUUAAAAAAUCAUUGUUUCAUUUAUUUUUUCUCUAGAAUCCUUAAAA